Molecule: messenger RNA, 1032 nt
Organism: Mycena indigotica
Lineage: Eukaryota; Fungi; Basidiomycota; Agaricomycetes; Agaricales; Mycenaceae
Product: REV1-C domain-containing protein
Exons: 3
Coding region: 1-1032 (343 amino acids)
Biological process (GO): DNA replication, synthesis of primer
Cellular component (GO): alpha DNA polymerase:primase complex
Source: RefSeq, a predicted model, not a curated record
AUGGUGCUAACCGACGAGCAACGCAAAGCGAUCGUCAACUGGCUCUCGGUAGUGCAAAAGGACGAAAGCAAGCGACCGAAUAUCCGCUUUGGCUCCCGUCCACUGCCUGCCUCUUUGAAACCUGCACUUGACCACCUUGCCUACGUUUUUGCCGACCUUAUUCUGACCGACCAAGAUUGCUUCCUUUCAGAAAAGGGCUCUGAAGCGCUUCUGCGGCUAAUACCGGACACGCGCAUCGUCGAGACUCUGCGGAACGACUGGGCAGGCGAGUCCUCGGGCUCUGCAGCAAAGUGGCAAGCCUUCAAAGCCCAAAUCAAGACCUACAAGAAGGAUUCGUCAGCACGUGCGCAAUUAAUUGCUGCGAUGGAAGACAUCAUUCUCCGAUACACUUACCCACGGCUCGACGAGAACGUGUCGAAGAAACGAAACCAUUUGCUCAAAGCGCCCUUCUGUGUCCAUCCAAAGACUGGUCGUACCAAUAAUCGGUUCAUCGACAAGAAGUUCUCUGAAAGUCGAAAGCCGCGCAACCGGAGAGAGCAGCCUAACGACAAGGAGUUGCGCGAGCUCGGGAUUGACAUUGACUGGUGGGCAGAGCUGCAGAAGGACAACACUUCAAAGAAUGUGUUGCGCGAUAUUUUGCGAGAGCAGCGAAUAUUGGUUGCGAAUGGCGGGAAAGCCCCGACUCCUCCGACCCGGAAGGAGCACAAGCCGAAGAAAUAUGUUCCGCGUCCAGAUUUAUGUCGUUAUCCACUGCCCCAAGCAAAAUAUCCCGACCUUCCUCGACUUGCGCAGCGGGUUCACAACGAGGACAAGCCCAAAAAGACCAAGGCCUUCUUCAAAGAAACGGACGACGUCCAAAACCUCGUUGAAGACUGGGUGGACUCGUUCAAAAAUUUCCCUCCUGAGGCCCAGGACAUUGAAUACGUGAGCAAGUUCCUGACGAAAGCGAUGGAUAGCAAACAGUUCACAGACACGAGCGUUGAGCGGACAAUUGCGGUAGUCAAGUGGUGGCUGGAGCUGUUGCGGCGGUGA